Molecule: messenger RNA, 858 nt
Organism: Erigeron canadensis
Lineage: Eukaryota; Viridiplantae; Streptophyta; Magnoliopsida; Asterales; Asteraceae
Product: ethylene-responsive transcription factor ERF014-like
Exons: 1
Coding region: 154-858 (234 amino acids)
Biological process (GO): regulation of DNA-templated transcription
Molecular function (GO): DNA-binding transcription factor activity; DNA binding
Source: RefSeq, a predicted model, not a curated record
UAUCAAUCAUACACACACACCAAAUUUGAUUUCCAUUCAAUUAUUUAUCUUCACCUUCUUAUCAAAGACUUGGUCUCUCACAAUCCAAAAAGUAUCAAAGAAUCGCGAUAUCAGUUAUUUUAACCUAGCUACCGUGUGUAUACUGGUGACAGGAUGAAAAAAGAAAUGAAGGUACAAACAAAAUCAUCAAGAACACAAUUAUCAUCAUCAUCGAUGAUCAACAAGCAAAAGAAAUACAAAGGAGUAAGAAUGAGGAGUUGGGGUUCAUAUGUUUCCGAAAUUCGAGCUCCUAAUCAAAAAACCCGAAUUUGGUUAGGCUCUUAUUCUACUCCUGAAGCUGCAGCUAGAGCUUAUGAUGCAGCCUUACUUUGUCUCAAAGGCCCAAAAGCAAAUCUUAACUUUGAUCACACUCAAUAUGAACAUCAUGACUACUAUUCCACUACUACCAUGUCCCCUAAAUCCAUCCAAAAAAUUGCUGCUGCUGCAGCCAAUGCCAAUAAUAAUGUUACAAUCACUAACGAUCAAUCAUCUCCGUCAUUUCCGUCACCGUUAUCUCCAUCACCGUCAUCUCCAUCACCGUUAUCUCCAUCACCGUCAUAUUCUUCGUCUAUUUCGUCGUUAACUUCCACAACAAUACCUACAAAUCCAAUAGAAGAUGAUGAAACAUUUUUUUCACCAAAUGAUCCUCUUGAUGGCACAUUAAUGUCAAUGGUUGCACCAUGGUACAACUUUGAUUACAUUAAUGAUGGAAUGAUGCUUGAUACAUCGUUUUUCGAGUUUGAUCAUUCUAAAAUUACUGAAAAUGUUUAUGAUGAUGAAGAAAGUGGUGAUAUCUAUCUUUGGAGCUUCUGCAGAUAA